Messenger RNA from Oncorhynchus gorbuscha (pink salmon), 13420 nucleotides. RefSeq names its product teneurin-3. Bases 254 to 8767 code for a protein of 2837 amino acids. Gene Ontology annotation, cellular component: neuron projection; membrane. Gene Ontology annotation, biological process: neuron development; heterophilic cell-cell adhesion; signal transduction. Gene Ontology annotation, molecular function: cell adhesion molecule binding; protein heterodimerization activity; protein homodimerization activity. The transcript has 40 exons. NCBI's taxonomy places the organism in Eukaryota, Metazoa, Chordata, Actinopteri, Salmoniformes, Salmonidae. The record is from RefSeq and is a predicted model, not a curated record.
ACAGCUUAGCGCUAUCUGACCGCUGUGUCUCACACUUUUUCUUUCAUUUUCUUCCCCUCCCUCUCUCUCUCUCUUUCCCUGUCCUCCCUCUCUCUCUCUUUCCCUGUCCUCCCUCUCUCCAGGUAGCCGAGCCUAAGCGGAGCGGGUUGGGCGGACCCUCCCUCCUCCACCUCCUCCCACCCAUCUUCCUCCAGCAUCCCGGUCCGUGCCGUGUUUGUGUCUAUCCGCCGGGUCGGCGAAGCAUGCUGGCAGUAUGGACGUGAAGGAACGCAGGCCCUACUGCUCGCUGACCAAGAGCAGGCGCGACAAGGAGCGGCGCUACACGGGCUCAUCCGGCGACAGCGAGGAGUGCGGCAGCAGCGGGCCGGGACCGAGGGUACCCACCCAGAAGUCGUACAGCUCCAGCGAGACGCUCAAGGCCUUCGACCACCAGGACUCCUCCAGACUAUUGUACAGCAGCAGAGUGAAGGAGAUGGUGCACCGUGAACAGGACGAGUACACCCGACAAGGGCAGAACUUCAACCUGAGACAACUGGGGAUCUGCGAGCCGUCCACGCGCCGCGGCCUGGCCUUCUGCUCCGAGAUGGGCCUCCCCCACCGCGGUUACUCGGUCGGCGCCGGCUCCGACGUGGACACCGAGAACGAGGGCGUGAUGUCACCGGAGCGUGCCAUGCGGCUGUGGGGCCGUGGGGUGAAGUCGGGCGGCCGGAACUCGUGCCUGUCCAGCCGGUCCAACUCGGCCCUGACCCUCACCGACACAGAGCACGAAAACAAGUCGGACAGCGAUAAUGGUUCUCCCAUGCCAUCCUCUCUACCCAGCCCAUCAGUUACUGACCAUUCACACUCGCAACCACCAUCACCCAAUCUCCAUGACAACCAGAGCUCGUUGCUAAGUAGCGCCAGCGCCCAUCCGGCGGUCCAUGAGUCGGACGAGGACGAGGAAGAGUACACAGCCACGCUGUACUUACCUGUAACGCAGGUCACAGCUCACAGCCACCACGGCCUCGACUGUAAUGAGCAACCACCCAAUCACCACCAGCAGGGCCAGUCCACGCUGCCGCCAGCCCUGCCUCCCCACAAGCAGCAGCCGUUGGUCACCGCGCUCAACCACAACUCCCUGAGCAGCCGUAACCGUAACCCCAGCCCGGCCCCACCGGCCGCCCUCCCCGCCGAGCUGCAAACCACACCCGAGUCCGUGCCGCUGCAGGACAGCUGGGUCCUGGGCAGCAAUGUGCCACUGGAGAGCAGAAAAUUAGCAAAGCAAGCCGUUCUGGAAAACGGGCAUGACAACCUGAUAGAGAUGGAUGUGUUCCCUCCCGCGUGCCACGAAGGUGCCUAUGGGGAUGGGCACUUCCUCUUCAAGACAGGCACCGGCACGACCCCUCUGUUCAGCACGGCUACUCCAGGCUACACCAUGGCAACGGGCUCCGUCUACUCGCCGCCCACACGGCCCCUACCCAGAAACACCCUCUCCCGCUCCGCCUUCAAGUUCAAGAAAUCCUCCAAGUACUGCUCCUGGAGAUGCACUGCUCUCAGCGCCGUGGGCCUGUCCGUCCUGCUGUCUGUCCUGCUCUGCUAUUGCAUAGCCAUGCAUCUGUUUGGUCUGAACUGGCAGAUGCAGGAGACAGAGGGCUACACCUUUGAGAACGGUCAGGGGAAGUCAGACACCACACCCAACACCAUCACCGCACUGUCUGCUGAUAACGGUAAAGUAGUGGUGUUCCUGCAGGAGAACAACACCAUAGACACGGGGGAGGUGGACGUGGGGCGCAGGGCCCUUCAGGAAGUCCCACCAGGGAUCUUCUGGCGCUCCCAGCUCUACAUUGACCAGCCCCAGUUCCUCAAGUUCAACAUCUCAGUGCAGAGGGAUGCGUUGGUGGGGGUCUACGGCAGGAAGGGCCUGCCCCCCUCGCAUACACAGUAUGACUUUGUGGAGCUGCUGGAUGGCAGUCGCCUGAUCACCAAGGAGAAGCGCGGGCUGGUGGAGGUGGAGGGCGUGUCAAGGCGGGCGCGUUCGGUGAGCGUGCACGAAGCGGGCUUCAUCCAGUACCUGGACUCUGGCAUCUGGCACAUGGCCUUCUACAACGACGGGAAGAACUCAGAACAGGUCUCCUACAACACCAUCGUCAUAGAGACCGUUAUGGAGUGUCCCCACAAUUGCCAUGGCAACGGUGACUGUCUGUCUGGAACGUGUCAUUGCUUCCCAGGGUUCCUUGGGCCUGAUUGCUCAAGAGCUUCGUGCCCCGUGCUGUGCAGUGGUAACGGACAGUACUCCAGGGGUCGCUGCCUGUGCUUCAGUGGCUGGAAGGGGACCGAGUGUGACGUGCCCAGCAACCAGUGUAUAGACAUCCACUGUGGGGGACACGGCAUCUGCAUCAUGGGCGUCUGUGCCUGCAACACCAGAUACAAGGGAGACAACUGUGAAGAAGUGGACUGCCUGGACCCUGGCUGUUCAGUCCAUGGUGUGUGUAUCCACGGGGAGUGCCACUGUAGCCCGGGCUGGGGGGGCACCAACUGUGAGAUCCUCAAGACCAUGUGCCCCGACCAGUGCUCCGGCCACGGCACCUACCAGAGCGAAAGCGGCACUUGCACCUGCGACACCAACUGGACCGGCCCCGACUGCUCCGUCGAGGUGUGUGUGGUGGACUGCGGCUCCCAUGGCGUGUGUUUCGGGGGCAGCUGUCGUUGCGAGGAUGGCUGGACGGGUACAGUCUGUGACCAGAAGGCCUGCCACCCCAUGUGCACUAAGAACGGAGUCUGCAAGGAGGGCAAGUGUGAGUGCAACCAGGGCUGGACCGGAGAGCACUGCAACAUCGCUCACAAUCCGGAUAUUAGAGUCAAAGGAUUUAAAGAGGGCUGCCCAGGCCUGUGUAACAACAACGGUCGUUGUACCCUGGACCAGAACGGAUGGCACUGCGUCUGCCAGUCCGGGUGGCGUGGGACGGGAUGCGACGUCGCCAUGGAGACCCUCUGCACCGACGGCAAGGAUAACGAAGGAGACGGCCUGGCUGACUGUAUGGACCCAGACUGUUGCCUCCAGACAUCCUGUCAGACCCAGUCAUAUUGCCGCGGCUCCCCGGACCCCUCUGACAUCAUCAGUCAGAGCCCGUCCAGCCUGAUGCCCCAGCAUGCCGCACGCUCCUUCUACCAACGCAUCCGCUUCCUGGUUGGACCAGAGGGCAGCCACGUCAUCACUGGGGACAACCCCUUCAACAAGAGCCUGGUGUCCAUCAUCAGAGGCCAAGUCCUGACGGCAGACGGAACCCCCCUCAUAGGAGUCAAUGUUACCUUCGUCCACUACCCCGACCACGGAUACACCGUCACGCGCAAGGACGGCAUGUUUGACCUGUUGACCAACGGUGGGGCCAGUCUGACCCUGGGUUUCGAGCGUGCUCCGUUCCUGAUACAGUACCGCACCGUGUGGAUCCCCUGGAACGUCUUCUAUGUCAUGGACACCCUGGUCAUGAAGAAGGAGGAGAAUGACAUCCCCAGCUGUGACCUGAGUGGUUUCAUCAGGCCCAGUCCUGUCAUCGUGGCCUCUCCCCUCUCUACCUGCUUCAGGUCCUCACCAGAGGAUGGGCCCAUCAUACCUGAGACACAGGUCCUCCAGGAGGAGACGUCCAUCCCGGGCAGCGACCUCAACCUGCUGUACCUGUCCUCGCGGGCGGCCGGCUACAAGCCUGUCCUCAAGGUCACCAUGACACAGGCCAGUGUGCCCUUCAACCUCAUGAAGGUGCACCUGAUGGUGGCGGUGGUGGGGCGUCUGUUCCAGAAGUGGUUCCCUGCCCAGCCCAACCUCUCCUACACCUUCAUCUGGGACAAGACAGACGCUUACAACCAGAAGGUCUACGGCUUGUCUGAGGCAGUCGUGUCCGUGGGUUUUGAGUACGAGUCGUGUCUGGACCUGAUCCUGUGGGAGAAGAGGACAGCCACACUGCAGGGCUAUGAGCUCGACGCGUCCAACAUGGGAGGCUGGACGCUGGACAAACACCAUAUACUGGAUAUCCAGAACGGCAUCCUGUACAAGGGCAACGGGGAGAACGUGUUCAUCUCCCAGCAGCCCCCAGUGAUCAGCAGCAUCAUGGGUAACGGCCGGCGCCGCAGCAUCUCGUGCCCCAGCUGUAACGGCCAGGCGGAGGGCAACAAGCUGCUGGCCCCCGUGGCGCUGGCCUGUGGCGCUGACGGGAGCCUCUUCGUCGGGGACUUCAACUACAUCAGACGCAUCUUCCCCUCUGGGAACGUCACCAGUGUGAUGGAGCUCAGAAAUAAAGAUUUCAGACAUAGCAACAACCCGGCCCACCGGUACUACCUGGCGACGGACCCGGUUACGGGGCAGCUGUACGUGUCUGACACCAACUCCCGCCGUAUCUACCGUCCCAAGGUCCUGACGGGCACCAAGGAGCUGAUCCAGAACGGAGAGGUGGUGGCGGGUACCGGGGAGCAGUGUCCCCCCUUCGACGAGGCACGCUGCGGGGACGGGGGAAAGGCCACAGAGGCCCUCCUCAUGGGACCCAAAGGUAUUACGGUAGAUAAGAACGGAUACAUCUACUUCGUAGACGGGACCAUGAUCAGGAAGGUGGAUCGUAACGGGAUCAUCUCCACCCUGUUGGGCUCCAACGACCUCACCUCAGCACGACCCCUGACCUGUGAUACCAGCAUGCACAUCAGACAGGUUCGUCUGGAGUGGCCCACAGCUCUGGCCAUCAACCCCAUGGAUAAUUCCAUCUAUGUCCUGGACAACAACGUGGUGCUGCAGAUCACUGAGAACAGACAGGUGCGCAUCGUGGCGGGACGCCCCAUGCACUGCCAGGUGCCGGGUAUAGAAUACACGCUGGGCAAGCGGGCGGUGCAGACCAUGCUGGAGGGAGCUGCCGCCAUCGCCCUCUCCUACAGUGGCGUGCUCUACAUCGCCGAGACUGAUGAGAAGAAGAUACACCGCAUCCGCCAGGUGUCCACGGACGGCGAGAUCACGCCCUUGGCCGGAGCUCUGUCCGACUGCGACUGCAAGAACGACGCCAACUGCGACUGCUACCAGACGGGUGACGGCUACGCCAAAGACGCCCGCCUCAACUCGCCCUCCUCGCUGGUCGUCUCGCCCGACGGUACGCUCUACGUGGCCGACCUGGGAAACAUCCGCAUCCGCGCCGUACGCCGCAACCAACCGCCGUCGGGCUCCGCCGUGUCCGGCCCGGGCUCCUUCGAGGUGGCCUCGCCGUCGUCCCAGGAGCUCUACGUGUUUGAUUCCAACGGAACCCACCAGUUCACCAUGUCUCUCGUCACCGGGGACUACAAGUACAACUUCAGCUAUAGCAACGAGGAGGACGUUACAGCCGUGACGGAUAGUAGUGGCAACACCUUGAGGAUCCGCCGCGACCCCAACCGGAUGCCGGUGCGGAUCGUUGCCCCGGACAACCAGGUGAUCUGGCUGACAAUCGGGACCAAUGGCGGGUUGAAGACACUGACGGCCCAGGGACAGGAACUGGUGCUGUUCACCUACCAUGGCAACAGUGGGCUGCUCGCCACCAAGACCAUACAGAUAGGAUGGACCACCUUCUAUGAUUAUGACAGUGAAGGUCGCCUAACCAACGUGACGUUCCCUACGGGGGUGGUGACCAACCUGCACGGGGACAUGACCGGGGCCAUCACGGUGGACAUUGAGACGUCCGGCCGCGACGAGGACGUCAGCAUCACCACUAACCUCUCCUCCAUCGACUCCUUCUACACUCUGGUCCAGGACCAACUAAGGAACAGCUACCAGGUGGGCUACGACCACUCUCUGAGGGUGAUCUAUGCCAACGGGAUGGACACACACUACCAGACGGAGCCCCACAUCCUGGCGGGCGCUGCCAACCCCACGGUGGCACGGAGGAACAUGACGCUGCCCGGGGAGAACGGGCAGAACCUGGUGGAGUGGCGCUUCCGCAAAGAGCAGACCCGGGGGAAAGUCAUCGUGUUCGGGAGGAAGCUCAGGGUGAACGGCAGAAACCUUCUCUCGGUGGAUUACGACCGAACUCUCCGGACAGAAAAGAUCUACGACGACCACAGGAAGUUCCUGCUGAAGAUCGUGUAUGACACCCAGGGUCACCCUACUCUGUGGGUCCCCAGCAGUAAGCUGCUGUCAGUCAACCUUACCUACUCCAGCACGGGGCAGGUGACCAGCCUACAGAGGGGUCCCACCACAGAGAGGGUGGAGUACGAUGGUCAAGGGAGGAUUGUGUCCCGAGUGUUCGCCGAUGGAAAGACCUGGAGUUUUACAUACCUGGAUAAGUCCAUGGUGCUCCUGCUCCACAGCCAGCGUCAGUACAUCUUUGACUACGACCUGUUGGACCGCCUGUCUGCUGUCACCAUGCCUUCGGUGGCCCGUCACACCAUGCAGACCAUCCGCUCUUUGGGCUACUAUCGCAACAUUUACAACCCCCCGGAGAGCAACGCCUCGGUCACCGUUGACUACAGCGAAGACGGACAGCUCCUCAGAGUGGCCCACCUAGGGACAGGUCGUAGAAUUCUCUACAAGUACCGACGACAGAACAAAAUGGCGGAGAUCUUGUAUGAUUCUACGAGGGUUAGCUUCACCUACGACGAGACAGCUGGUGUGCUGAAGACGGUGAACCUCCAGAGCGAAGGGUUCAUCUGUUCCAUCCGGUACCGGCAGAUUGGACCGUUGGUGGACCGGCAGAUCUUCCGGUUCAGUGAGGACGGCAUGGUGAACGCACGGUUUGAUUAUACCUACGACAACAGCUUCCGGGUCACCAGCAUGCAGGCUGUCAUCAACGAGACACCGCUGCCCAUCGACCUCUACCAGUUUGACGACAUCUCCGGGAAGGUGGAACAAUUCGGAAAGUUUGGCGUGAUCUACUACGACAUCAACCAGAUCAUCUCCACGGCCGUCAUGACUUACACCAAGCACUUCGACGUCCACGGGCGGAUCAAGGAGAUCCAGUACGAGAUCUUCAGAUCCCUCAUGUACUGGAUUACCAUCCAGUAUGACAACAUGGGCCGGGUGACCAAACGCGAGAUCAAGAUCGGACCGUUCGCCAACACUACCAAGUAUGGUUACGAGUACGACGUGGACGGUCAGCUCCAGACGGUCUACCUCAACGAGAAGAUGAUGUGGCGCUACAACUACGACCUGAACGGCAACCUCCACCUGCUCAACCCGGGUAACAGCGCCCGGCUCACCCCGCUACGCUACGACCUCCGAGACCGCAUCACGCGGCUCGGGGACGUCCAGUACCGGUUGGACGAUGACGGGUUCCUGAGACAGAGAGGAGCUGAGAUCUUUGAGUACAACUCCAAGGGCCUUCUGGAACGCGUCUACAGCAAAGGCAACAGUUGGACCAUCCAGUACCGCUAUGACGGUUUGGGCCGCCGUGUGGCCUCCAGAACCAGCCUAGGCCAGCACCUGCAGUUCUUCUAUGCCGACCUGAACUACCCGACCAGGAUCACUCACGUCUACAACCACAGCAGCUCAGAGAUCACAUCUCUCUACUACGACCUGCAGGGACACCUCUUCGCCAUGGAGAUCAGUAGCGGAGAGGAGUUCUAUAUCGCCUGUGACAACACCGGAACCCCUCUAGCAGUGUUCAGUAGUAAUGGGCUUCUUCUGAAGCAGGUGCAGUACACAGCCUACGGCGAGGUCUACUUUGACUCCAACCCUGACUUUGUCCUGGUGAUCGGCUUCCACGGGGGUCUCUACGAUCCCUUGACACGGCUGCUGCAUUUCGGGGACCGGGACUAUGACAUCCCGGCGGGGCGCUGGACCACCCCAGACAUCGGGACGUGGACGAGAGUCGGGAAAGACCCGGCGCCGUUCAACCUGUACAUGUUCCGGAACAACAACCCUGUCAGCAAAGUUCACGAGGUCAAGGAGUACGUCACAGAUGUCAAUAUCUGGCUGGUGACGUUUGGGUUCCACCUUCACAAUGCCAUCCCCGGGUUCCCCAUCCCCAAGUUUGACCUCACACAGCCGUCCCUGGAGAUGAAGAAGAGCCAGCUCUGGGACGACCUGCCGUCCAUCUCGGGGGUGCAACAGGAAGUGACCCGGCAAGCCAAGGCUUUCCUGUCCUUUGAGAGGAUGCCGGAGAUCCAGCUGAGCCGCCGACACUCCAACCGGGAGAAACCCUGGCUGUGGUUCGCCACCGCCAAGUCGCUGAUCGGUAAGGGUGUCAUGUUGGCGGUGACGCAGGGCCGUGUGGUCACCAACACUCUGAACAUCGCCAACGAGGACUGCAUCAAGGUCGCCGCCGUCCUCAACAAUGCGUUCUACCUCGAGGACCUACACUUCACGGUGGAGGGACGCGACACGCACUACUUCAUCAAGACCAGCCUCCCGGAGAGCGACCUGGGAGCGCUGAGGCUGACAAGCGGGAGGAAGUCCCUGGAGAACGGAGUCAACGUGACUGUGUCCCAGUCCACCACCGUGGUGAACGGCAGGACUCGGCGCUUCGCCGAUGUGGAGCUGCAGUACGGCGCUCUGGCGCUCCACGUGCGCUACGGCAUGACUCUGGACGAGGAGAAGGCGCGCGUGCUGGAGCAGGCCAGGCAGAAGGCGUUGUCGAGUGCUUGGUCCAGGGAGCAACAACGGGUGAGGGAGGGGGAGGAGGGGGUGAGGCUGUGGACGGAGGGGGAGAAGAGGCAGCUGCUGAGCGGAGGGAAGGUGCUGGGCUACGACGGGUACUACGUCCUCUCCAUAGAGCAGUACCCCGAGCUAGCAGACUCCGCUAACAACAUCCAGUUCCUCAGGCAGAGCGAAAUAGGGAAGAGGUAACAGACAGAAUCCUCGGCACUGGCCGCCAAAGAGACUACCCCCUCCAAAUCCUGCCCCCCAACCUCUCUCGCCUCCCCCCUUUUCUCGAAAAAGGGGGAGGGUCCAAGCUAGUGAUGUGUUUAGCGCCGCCUAGCUGAAACAAACACAGUAAAAUGUAGAAAUAUUUCAAACUGAACUAAACCUAAUACUACCACUGUGGGACGGCUCCAACUGACGCAGAUGUUUGUCCCGUGCUAUACAGCGUUGAAUGGACUGUGGACUCUCUUGAAAAGAGAGGGAAAAGAAGUCAGAACUCUCAGUUUUGUGAAAGGAAAAAAAAGUUUUUGUUUUUUAAAUUGACUUCCUGCUAUUUGCUUUCGGAAAAAUUAUUUUAAAAAGGAAGAAAAAAUGUGUUUACAUACGCAUACCACUACAACACGUCUGGACUAAUAGAAAAAAAAGCCUUCUGGUUUCUUACAAAGGACAACGUCUAUAAUCUGAUUCUACAUCCUGACGACUGACCUUUGAUUGACCUUUGUGUACUGAAAAAGGUAGUGUUGUUGUUCGCUGCAGGACCAUGGUGGCAUCAAGACAGUCAAAACAGUCACUUGUUGAAUCCACUUGCUUGUUCUCCUGCUUUUCUUUCUAAAAGGGACAUAACAGCUCCCACCAAGUGACAUCUUUACCAAUACUAGAUCAAAGUGGGACGUUUUGGGAAUCGGGAGGGUGUGUGUGUGUGUGUGUGUGUGUGUGUGUGUGUGUGUGUGUGUGUGUGUGUGUGUGUGUGUGUGUGUGUGUGUGUGUGUGUGUGUGUGUGUGUGUGUGUGUGUGUGUGUGUGUGUGUGUGUACAAUGGAGACAAUUUGUGUGUGUGUAUGUAUGGAGGAAGUUAAUCAAUUAAAUGAAAUGAAAGACUCAUAUCCAACCAAUCUUUUGAAAAACAAUGUGAGACAGUAUCUUUAUGGAUUUUUUUAUUAAGAUGAAAAAUUCCAAACUUAUCCGUACAUCAAUAUUAGCCUCUUAGAGAAAGUAAUUUAUGUACAGUGUUUAUACAUUUAAAAAAAUAAAAUCGGAAAAAAUAUGAUUUUUUUCCCUUCGUCAUACGUUACUGUUUAUACUCUUCAUUAAGUUUUCAAUAUGUUAUCCUAUUAUAAUUCAUGGUAAUGCUUAUUGAAAUAACAUUUAAAAAAUCAACCCUACUGUAUUAUUGAUUUCUGCAUUGAGAAUAUUCCAAGUAGGGUUUUUCAUUUUCUUGCCUUCAUUGAUCAGAUUCCCUGAUAUCUUGAGAUUAAACCACGUUUUGUUUUGGCACUUAUUUUUUUUAUUAGAAAAGUGUCAGUUGAAUGGUCGAUGUCAGUCAGACAACCAUAUGUCUUAGGAAAUACUAGACUACUACUAUCAAGAGCAGGAGAAUAGUUUGGCUUUGCGGUACGGUAGUAUAUCCUGCCUUGUGGAAAUAGCCUUUGAACCUUAAGUCCUUUUGAGUAGGACACAAGGACGGGCCACUUGUCCUUCUUCAGCUAGAGGGUUUGAAAACAAAACCCCUUGGUUGUCUUACCUAGAUAUUAUUUCUGCUUUUCCUAUCACAAAACCAUGCUGUUUCUUAGAUCUCAGCUCAAACGAGAAGGCUUCUCGUAAUCACUAUUAAGGAUGGAAAAUUCCAGAAACUUGGAAGAUCCAAUUGGGAUUUAUGAAAAACCUGGUAAUUUUGGGAUCGUUUCCAGAAUUUUCCAGUCCUAACCACUAUAGUUCUUUGCUCUUUCUCUACCUACUUUAGGAAGAGCUUAACUCAUCAAUAAAAUGUAUUUAUAAAGCCCUUCUUACAUCAGCUGAUGUCACAAAGUGCUGUACAGAAACCCAGUCUAAAACCCCAAACAGCAAGCAGUGCAAGUGCAGGUGGCUAGGAAAAACUCAUGUUCCUUGUACCAGCACAGAGAGCACAGAUAUGACUGCAGCAGUGAGAACUGAGCAGAACCAAAUACGAGCCUCUUGGCUUGAACAGAAACAACACCACCAUAAUCCAAGGGACCAUUUAACAUCAUGCUCGUAAAUGUAUUCCUCCAACUUCACUUCUUUUAUCCUAAAAUCAAGUGCAAACACAAUCACAUCAAACGGUUCAUUAGAUAGAGCAAAGGGCAGAGUUUAGCUCAAGUUCCGGAGGGGAAUAGAGCGAGAGAAUGAACCUGGGAAAAGCCUACAAACGGCUCUAUGUGCACUCUGGGUAAUCUUUCCGACAUAACCUAAAUGGCUAGUGAGUGUAAUGUAAAGGAGUUGCCAGGGUGAUGAACAUGUCAUCAGCACUAUGAACUAACUCUCCCUACUCAUCUCUCUGCCUGAGGGGGAUAACACACAUAUUCACCCACAGAAAGAGAAAGAAAAGUUUUUUUAACACCAAACUAUGACCAUUUCAAAGAUUUUAGUUGUUGUGAUGAUCUGAACCACUCUUGAGGAAACUUUUCCAGUCACACGAACACUACAUCCCCAGGAGCCCAAACGAGCUUUUCGUCAUGAAUGUUGUUCUGGAGGCAGCUCUGCAGAGUGGUCACUAGCUGGCUCAGCCAUAAAGUCAUAACAUUAACACUAACCUUAACCACACUACUAACCCUAAUGCCUAAUCCUAUCCUUGAAGUAAGACCAAAAAUCUCAUUUUAGUUUUCAUGGAUUUUUCCAACAUAGCCAACUUUGACGUUCCAGCUGGUCUAAGGGGAAAUCGCUCAGUUCUGCCUCUAGGAUAAGACUGUGAAAAUAAGCGUCAACCUGAUACCCAAACAGAAGAUUACAACACCCUUCCUCAGAUGUUUCUCAUGAUUCCAUGUUGCUUUUUCAGUCAAUGUGACCGCCUCAUACAGUAGUUCAAAUCUGUUUCUUUUGUAAACAGUUUGUAAAAAAGACUUAGCGAAUGAGAAAGUAUUGUUUUUUUGCUUUAUGAUUUUUUACACACAUAUAUAUAUAUAUAUAUCAAUCAUUGAAUUGUAUUGCCGAGCUUAUUUUUCUAUUCAUGUGUGUGACAAGGUGGACAGAAGGUGGAAGGACUUAUACUCCCAGGUUGUUUGUGUGUUGAUUUGACUAUGUUGUUAUCGGAUUUUCUCUGGUGUUAUUGGUUGGUCUUGGUCUGUACCAUGUGCCAUUUAUUCUGCAGGGGGAGUCAAAGUUGAUCCUACCCCUGCUGUAUCACAUUGCUACUAUGAUGCCCCCCUCUCCCCCAUCGUCAGCCGAAAGUGCGGUAGCCCAGCCACAUACAGUGGCUGAAGACCAGGACUCAACAUACUGAGUUUUCCUUUUGACUUUGCUGAUCUCUCAAAAUAACACUUCCCUCAAAAUUAGACAAACAUACACUUUCAGUGCUGUGCUGUUUUACUAAGUAGAAUGUUCCAGUCUAGCAAUGUGUCAGACACCUAUUGGAGCGGACACACACGUGCUAGAAGGAGGGGAGCAUUUGGUGUUUCGGGCCUGAAAAGGGGUCAUCCCACAAACAUGCAGGAAGCAGUGUGUUCUGGGUAUUGUUUGCAUGCUUACAAAGUAAAUCGCCCUUCCAUCCGUCAGUCAUUGUUUCCUAUCCAUGUUAGAACAGACAUUUACGUGUCUACAUGGUCAAAUGCUUCUGUAUUAUAUUGCACUACAAUGUAACAGCGUUAUUGCUUAAUGCGUAGUCCAUACAAUAACCUUAAAGUGCUGGUCGAUGCCAGGUCAUAAUCUUUAUGUCUGGGCUCCAGGUAGAAGCUUCCCCUUAGGCACAGAUCUAGGAUCAGCCUCCAACUCCAAUCCUACUUCACCAUUAUGGGGUAAAAUACAAAACUGGCCUUAGAUCAGUGUCUCUAAAGGCAUCAUACCUACCUUCCGCUUUGUCUGAAGAUGAUGAUUAGGUAGAGGAAUUUCCUUUCUCAAAGAACUUCCUGACUUUAGCAGGAGAGGCUCAUGGGAUCGGUGCCACUGCUGACCGUAACGCUGAGUUAUGCACCAGCGUCGCUAUAAAUAUUAUAUUACCGCCAUUUUGGAGAAUGAUGUCUAUAGUGAUGUCACCACGAGCACCACCACAGCCACCUCUCUCACCCUAUCAUAAAACACACAUCUGUUCUGCGGUGUCACACAGUUUACAGACCUGAAGGGACAGCAAACACGGCGACGUUGAGACAACGUUGUGUGGUGUUGUGUGUUAGCUGGGAGUCUUCUGUAAUUGUGUGGUGAUGAGAAUUUGAGCAAAGAAAAUGUGUACUUUUAUUUUUGUUAAUUAAGACCCUGUUGUCCAGAGUCACAGGUUAGCUGAUGUUUUGGGUUUGAGGGAAUUUGAUAAAGAUUUUUCUAUGUAUUUUGUCAUUUGUUUUCGUUCUCUGAAAAUGAAACAGAUGGGCGAAAAGGGAUUUGAAUUGUUCAGUCAGUCCUCUCUUUGUAAAGAAGGUACAACAUAUCUUUUUAAUUUAUUCAGAGAUUUGUUCAUUUUUUUGCAACUUUUUCACUUUCUUUCAAUCGACAUCCUCCGCGAAAGUUUCAUCAUAACGAUGUUGUUUUUAUAUAAACAAACAUUGCUGUUUUAGAGUGCAAUUAAAGUGCAAUUUUAAUGUAAGUUCCCGAAAGGUCAUUUCCGGGGAUGCCAUCCCUUUUAUCUCCCAGAUGUUAAAGAUCCAACAGAGAUCAAUCAUGAUAACAAUAAACAUGUCAUACUGUGAAGGUUUCUGAA